This is a messenger RNA of Archocentrus centrarchus (flier cichlid), 2010 nucleotides long. Its product is annotated as sialic acid synthase-like. NCBI's taxonomy places the organism in Eukaryota, Metazoa, Chordata, Actinopteri, Cichliformes, Cichlidae. Gene Ontology annotation, molecular function: N-acylneuraminate-9-phosphate synthase activity. The record is from RefSeq and is a predicted model, not a curated record. Gene Ontology annotation, biological process: carbohydrate biosynthetic process.
GGUUUGCGAUUGGUUCCUGCAGACUUGGCUGCGGUUGAGGGUCAUGCCCUAUCUAGGAGCAGAAAGAGGAACAUCAUUUGUGCCCCAAGCUUCCAACCAGCCACCAUUCAUGCCUCUUCAGUUUGAACUAUGUCCCGGCAGAAUGAUCGGUGGCUCCGAUCCAUGCUUUAUCAUUGCUGAAAUUGGACAAAACCACCAGGGAGACAUUGAGAUUGCUAAGAAAAUGAUCAAGAUGGCAAAGGAAUGUGGUGCUGAUUGUGCCAAAUUCCAAAAAAGUGAAUUAGAACACAAAUUCAGCAAGCGAGCCUUGGAGCGCCCUUACAAUUCCAAGCACUCCUGGGGAAAAACAUACGGUGACCACAAGCGUCAUUUGGAGUUCAGCCAUGAUCAGUACAGGGAAUUGAAAAAGUAUGCAGAAGACAUUGGCAUCUUUCUCACAGCCUCUGGCAUGGAUGAGAUGGCUGUGGAGUUCCUUCAUGAGUUGGAUGUGCCCUUCUUCAAAGUUGCCUCGUGUGAUGCAAACAACUUCCCAUAUCUGGAGAAAACUGCCAAAAAAGGGCGACCCAUGGGAUAUCCACUGGGAUGCAGUCCAUGGAAACCAAUACGUUGUGUCUACAAGACAGUAAAGAAGCACAACCAGAACUUCACUUUCCUGCAGUGCACUAGCUACCCUCUGGACCCUAAGGAUGUCAACCUCAGUGUAAUCAGGAAAUACCAGGAGGAAUUCCCAGAUGUUCCAAUUGGAUAUUCUGGACAUGAGAAGGGGAUCUACAUCAGUGUGGCUGCUGUGGCAAUGGGAGCAAAGGUUAUUGAACGCCAUGUGACCCUGGAUAAGACCUGGAAGGGAAAUGACCACGAGGCAUCCCUGGAGCCCGCCGAGCUGGCAGAGCUGGUCCGAGCAAUCCGACUGGUGGAGACAGAUGGAUCACCUCUCAAGCAAAUGUUACCAUGUGAGAAGACCUGCAUGAUAAGGUCACUGGGCAAAUCAGUGGUGGCUAAAGUGGACAUUUCCAGUGGUAAGGUGCUGAGCCUGGACAUGUUUGCAGUGAAGGUUGGUGAGCCAAAGGGCAUCCCUCCAGAGAGAAUGCAGCAGCUGGUGGGCAAGAAGCUCAAAGUGGAUGUGAAGGAAGAUGACAGCAUCUUGGUAGACAUGAUAGAAUAAAGAAUCUUUCAAAACUGUUGGGAGAGAGUGGCAGGAAGAUAGAGAUGACUAGUAAAAUGAAUAAGAAUGAGGUUGGCAUACAGAUAGAAACUGAACAGACAAUUUUAGUGUGUGAACAGAGCUAGAAACCAUGAAUAAGGCAAGAAAAUAUGAACUUAAAUGAAGAUGAAGGAAUUGUCAUGUCUCUCCAUGAUUUGCACAAAUUAAAUAAGAUAAAUGUAAACACGCCUGCUCCUCAGAAUUAGAAUGUAAGCAUAUAUCAGCUGCACAGCACGGUGGUGCAGUGGCUAGCACUGUUGCCUCAAAACAAGAAGGUCAUGGGUCCAAACAACCACUUGCUAAUGCUAAUGUCUGUGUCACUAGCUACGAUAGCAGCUAGUGACACAGGGUGAUCAACAGGGUGUACUCUGCCUCUUGCCCUAUAGGCUCUAGCCACCUGUGGCCCUGAAAGGCCAAGUGGAAGAAGAUGGAUGAACAUAUAUCAGCUUAAGAUGCUCUGUCUGUAAACUUCCAUGCAUUGUUUGUUCAGGAAGAAAUGUUUACAGAAAACAUAUCUGAUUAUACAAACAUUUUCCCCCAAAAUGAGGAAGCAACUGUAUAUCCCAUCUGUCAAAACGGAGACAUGCAAUGUACAAACACCUUCACUAUUUUUGAGUGAUCUUUCUCUGCUUCAUUUUCCCAGCAUAUAAUAGUAAGAAAAUGCUAAUAUGUGUAGAUUCCACAGCAAUCAUACACAUAGUCUGCCACAUCUGGUGUUUUUAUAUGCUUUACAUAUGGGGAAAUUAUUGUGGUCAUGGAUUCUGUAAAAUGUAUCUGUUAAAUAAAGAAGGCCUGAAAAACAUACAGUU